AUGCCGCCAAUUACCCUUUUCUUCCUUCAAGCGUCGCGUAGUAUUCGUACGGCCUGGCUGCUCGAAGAGCUCGGGCUCGACUAUGAGAUCAAAUUCUGGGACAGACAGGAGCACCAGCAGGCGCCUAAGGAUGCCAAAGGCGCGUGUGUGAGUCCGGUUGGCAGGUUCCCCACCAUCAAGGACGGCGACCUGUUCGUCUUUGAGAGCGGGGCAAUUACUGAAUACCUCUGCGCAAAAUAUGAUAAACAGCACCGCCUGUUACCCAAGGUGGAGGACGACGCAGCGGCGAACGUCAAGAUCCUGCAAUGGAUCCACGCGGCGGAAGCGACCUUUUUGUUGCACGGCUUGGCCAUCACGUACGCACGAUGGCACUACCCGGAGUCGACCGGCCUGCCGAAGGAAGGACUGGCGGCGAUGGAGCUAGGCAUGAGCGCCAACGUGCAAAACGACCUGGACUGGAUCGAGCGCGACCUAUCUGAGAGCGGUUCGAAGUUUCUGGCCGGCGAUGCCGUGACGGCCGCGGACGUCAUGAUGCAGCUCAGCGCCGACUACAUCCUCGAGAGGCAGCUGGGCACGCAGGGGAAGAAAUGGCCGGCGGUGGAGGCGUGGCUGAAGAGGUGCAAGGAGACGCCGACAUACGUGAGGGCGGUGGAGAAGUCGGGGUAUUCAUUGUAA
Lasiodiplodia theobromae is the source of this 675-nucleotide messenger RNA. RefSeq names its product Glutathione s-transferase. The transcript has 3 exons. NCBI's taxonomy places the organism in Eukaryota, Fungi, Ascomycota, Dothideomycetes, Botryosphaeriales, Botryosphaeriaceae. The record is from RefSeq and is a predicted model, not a curated record. The coding region runs from base 1 to 675 and encodes 224 amino acids.